CCCUGGGCACUGUGCGUCGGAUGCGCAGAAUAAUCUCCGAGGAUCCUGAGUGGACCCUGGCCAACGUGCCCUACCUCACAGAGCUCUGCAUCAAGCACAUCGUCCAGAACUUUCAGAGCAACCCCAUCCUGAAGGAGCUGCUCCCCGAGUACCAGAAGAAGGUGCUCAGCUCCCUGCCGCCCAACCUGCCACUCUCCAUCACCGCCAACCUCAUCGACGACGAGGGCUACUGGCAGCGCUGUUGCAUGCAGCGCUGGAAGGUGUGCCAUGUGGAGCGCCACGGGGGCAGCUGGAAGCACAUGUUCUUCGAGCGGCAUCUGGAGAACCUGCUGACGCACUUCAUCCCGGGCACCACGGAGCCCGCCGUCAUCCUCGACCUGCUGCCCUUCUGCAAGGAUUACGUGCGGCGGCUGCGCGUGGACCAGUUCCUCCCUCCCGUGCAGCUCCCUCGCCACUCGAAAGACGCCGAGCAGUCAGACUCGGGCAGCGAGGGGGACAUGGAGGACUCCAUCACCGACCACUACUGCUUGGGACCGCUGGUGGCCGGCCUGAGCCACCUGGAGGAGCUGGACCUGGUGUUCGGCGUCAAGGACUGCGGCAUGAAUUUUGAGUGGAACCUUUUCCUCUUCACGUACCGCGACUGCCACUCCUUGGCGGCCACCAUUAAGGCGUGCCACACCCUCAAGAUCUUCAGGCUGACCCGAAGCAAAGUGGACGAUGACAAGUCACGCAUCCUAAUUCGAAGCCUCCUGGACCACCCAGCCCUUGAGGAACUGGACCUGUCACACAACCUCAUUGGGGACCGAGGGGCACGGGCUGCCGCCAAGCUGAUGAGCCAUAGUCGCCUGCGCGUGCUCAACCUGGCCAACAACCAGGUGCGCACAUCUGGCGCCCAGGCGCUGGCUUACGCCCUGGCACACAACACCACCCUCACGUCCCUCAACUUGCGCCUCAACUACAUAGAGGACGAGGGUGGCCAGGCGCUGGUCCACGCCUUGGAGACCAACAAGUGCCUGACCACGCUGCACCUGGGGAGCAACGAGCUGUCUGAGACCACGGCCACGCUGCUCUCCCAGGUGCUGCCCACCAACACCACCCUCACCAGCCUCAGUCUGGCCUGCAACAACAUCGGGCUGGAUGGCGGGAAGCAGCUUCUGGAAGGCAUGUCUGAGAACCGGACCCUGCUGGAGUUUGACUUGCGUCUCUCCGAAAUAGCCCAGGAGAGCGAGUACCUCAUCGGCCAGGCUCUCGCCACCAACCGUGAAAUGGCCCGCCAGCGGGACCUGAACCCCGGGCUCUUCAUGUUCCCCAUCACUGCCAAGGGAUUAGAGAACCCUAUAGGAUAA
This is a messenger RNA of Sorex araneus (European shrew), 1346 nucleotides long. RefSeq names its product t-complex-associated-testis-expressed 1 (gene TCTE1). Gene Ontology annotation, molecular function: protein binding. The transcript is spliced from 4 exons. NCBI's taxonomy places the organism in Eukaryota, Metazoa, Chordata, Mammalia, Eulipotyphla, Soricidae. The coding region runs from base 21 to 1346 and encodes 441 amino acids. The record is from RefSeq and is a predicted model, not a curated record.